AUGCCUCCAACAUGGCGAAGGCCUUGUGGCCGCCUCCGCCGACCCUGGAAGAGGCAUGCUUCCUGCCUCCUCCUUCCCCCAUCUUCCCCUUGCGCAAGCAGCUUGGCUCGAGCAUUUCGCUUUCAGGUCAUUGCUGGCCAGCGGACUGGAGGCUGCAAUGGCGCCCCCCUUCAAGCAGUGCGCCAUGUGGGCCUGCGGUCUGGUCUGCGGGCUCAGCCUUGGUCGCGGCAUCUGGUGGCACUUCCUGGCCGCCCAGGCACCCCGCGGCGUCUUCGCGCCAGAGGUCUCCGCCCGCAGGGCGGAGCCGGCGGUGGAGGCCGCAGGGGCACUGCCGCGCGGCACGUUCGCUGGAGGGCCGCUGCGAGCUCCAGCAGCGCUGGCAGCGGCCGCCUCCCUGAGCGUGGUGGCCGCCCUGGCACGGAGGCGGCCCCAGUGCCGCGCCCGUGGCGGCGAGCAGACCUCCGCCAGCGCACCCGAGAGGAUGGAGGCCCUGAGGCUCUCAGGUUCCUGGCCGCCCGCGGCGCGAGGGGCGAGCCCCGCAGAGGCCAGGCGCGGCCUCCGGGGAGAGGACCUCCCGGCGGAGCAGGAGGCGAUGGCCUGGGCCGAGUACGAGGCGCGGCAGAGCAACGCCUGGGCCUGGUCGGCGGAAGCGGCGGCGCAGGGCCCCCCCCGGUCUGCACCUGCCAGCGGCGGCGAGGACAGGGCGGGGGAGGAUGCUCCGCCCAGGCGCAGCCUGGUGCCGGUGCUGGCGGGCCCGCGCGCUGUGCAGGUGGCGGCGGCGCCCGACGGUCCGACGCCCGCUUGGCGCCCGAGAGCCUUGCUCUCCGAGUGCGCGCCUGGCGUGGAGAGGGGCCAGUUCGCGAUGUCGCACGCGCUGCCGGCCGGGCCAGAGUUGCUGGAGCCCGAGAUCGUGCUGCCUCGGCGCGGGGGUCUCGGCAGAGCCGCUGAGGCGGAGGUGCUGGAGGCCGAGGUCGUAACCCCCCCGCUCACGCCGACGGCGGCGGGCGCCGCCGCGGCCGAGGCUUUCGGCGCCGCCGCGGUGCAGGCGAUGCGCGCGGCUGCGGAUCUGCCGAGGUGGUUGGCCGCCGAGGUCGCGCCGCGCGGCGCGGCCGCCGUGGAGGCCGCGGCCACAGCCGCCCACGUCGCCGCGGACCUCCCUGGGCGCCUGGCGGCUGAGGCAGUGGCGCACGGCGCCGCCGCCCAGCAGGCCGCGGCCACCGCGGUGCAGACCCUCGUGGCCGACGCAGAGGCUCAUGGAGCCGCCGCCCAGCAGGCCGCGGCCACCGCGGUCCGCGCCGCUACAGAGAUCCCAGCGCGCUUGGCCGCCUCAGCAGAGGCCCACAGCGCCGCCCGGCACGCCGGGGCUACCGCUGUCCUCUCUGCCGCGGAGAUCCCUGGGCGCCUAGCGGCCACGACAGCCUCUGCCAGGGAGGCCGUGGCCGGGGAGAGCCCCGAUGCCGCUGCCCACGCCCCUCGUGUCCAUGGGGGCUCCCCAGAGCGCCGCGCUCUCGCCACAGAGGGGGCCGUGCGCGACGUCGACUGGGGCGCCGUUGCGAAGGAAGUGGCAGUGCACGCCGUCCAUUCGGCGAGGGACCUCCCAGCUUGGCUCGAGAAGCAGCACGAGUUGCGGCGAGAAGCGCACCGUCAGAAGCUGCAGGCCGAGGCCGAGGCCGAGGCCGAGGCUGAGACUGGGGCCGGGGCGGCGCCGAGGCUGGCAGAUAGAGACCAGCCGUUUGCCAGCGACGCAGACCUGCGGGCAACGCUGCAGAGGGCAGAGGAGGCCCGCGAGCGCCUGACCGCUCGCGUGGCCGAAGGGGCGGCCAGGCGCGCCCGGGCAGCCGCGGCGGACGCUGAGAGGCUGCGGGAGGUGCGGGGCAUCCGCGACAGCUGGGCGGCUCACCGCAAGGAUCUCAGCGUCUGAGGCGCGGCCCGGGGGCCGCCCCGGGGGGCAGCUCGCGCCACCUGCCGAGGGCCCCCGGAGUGGCUUGGCGCCGCGGGGACGACCGCGUGGGGCCUGCGCCGGUUCGUUUCGAGCGUUCUCGCUUGUGGGAGGCCCGCGCGCGCACGCUCGGUGCUGGCAGCAUCUGGCCCACGGGGGUACUCGCUGGCACGCCUCGCGGAGGCGCUCGCGAGCGCACCUCGGGAACGCCUUUCUGGGAGGGACGUCGCCUCCGAGACUCUGUCCAGACUUGUUCGCCUGUACAGCCCACAGUGGCGAGGCGUGUGCGAGGAGCCUUUUUUGAUUAGCCCUCGAGAUUCUCCAAGAUCUGCCGUCGCAGAAUCGACAUUUACUGACCUCCAUGGUCCCUGCCGCGAUCCUGCGCGCCGUCGGCGCGCCCGCCCUGGCGGCGAGCGCGGCUGGCAGCGCUCGACUCAGCCUCUCGGUUUCCCUCUCCCUUUCGGCGCCGUUUGGCGACCGACUUGCCAAUGUCCAACGCAGUAGUUUCUCAUGGGGCCCGGGAGGGAUGGCGCGGG
Messenger RNA from Prorocentrum cordatum, 2475 nucleotides. The record is from the annotation of a GenBank genome assembly. Lineage: Eukaryota; Dinophyceae; Prorocentrales; Prorocentraceae.